This is a messenger RNA of Vitrella brassicaformis, 1993 nucleotides long. The record is from the annotation of a GenBank genome assembly. NCBI's taxonomy places the organism in Eukaryota, Vitrellaceae.
CAUUUGAUGGGCAAAAUGAAAGACAGUGAGUGGUUCUGCUGGCUGACGGGUUCAUAUGUCAGUCAGACGCGCACACACAGAUGGACAAACACACCCAUAGACUCACUCGCAUACUCACACACACACACUUCUUAUGACAGACACACGGCAUCCAUCGAGUAGGUCCCUUGUCUGUCUGUCUGUCUGUCACACCCUCAUCAACACAGCAGCCGACGGCGUCGGCCGGUCACGUCCUGUGAUCAUGUUCAUCAGUGUGUGUGUCAUGAUGUUGUCCGUGCAGGCCAAACCUGCCACCGAAACAGUUGACACGUCGCUCAGGAUUGAGUGGUUCAUUCAGUCAUGCAGUCAGUGAGCCUGACAAAAAAAUGAGUUAAGCCCCCCCUCGCCCAUCCAUCCUGACCGCAAUGCAUUCAGUCCACAUAAGCCAUGCAGACGCACUCAGUUCCCCUCCACCAAUUCUCGUCACUGCCAGAUGGGCAGACCCUCUCCACCAGUUAAAUGCACCACCAACACCCUUCACCCCAUUACUGUACGUCACGCUCCAGCUCAAAUGGUCGCAGCAGACGGCGGGCGGCACCAACCGACUCGGGGUAGCGGUCAGCGAGCGGCUGAGACCGAUCGGCAGCAGGCCGCUCGGUCGUGUGCAGGUAGAUGUAGCCGUACUCCACCACCAUAUGACGGUCUCGUUGGGUCGGAAGCCGCUCAGAAUCAGACGACGAAAGUCCCACACACCAGAAUCAUUCAGAUCGCCCCCAUCAUAGCGGUAGUCGACAGCGAUGCCCAAAUCCUCUGUGAUGUCGUCGGCCCUCAGCAGACGGCGACGCCGAGGAUCAUCACGGCCGAUGUUGGCCGACAGCACCCUCCUGUGACCCACUCCCUGUCCAUCCGACCAGCAGAAGAGCAUCCUGUGCAGCAGGAAUGCCGAGAACGAGCGUAUGAGAUUGGCGCCCUGGCGGAUGACGGGAUCAGUCCGCUUGUAGCCCUCAGCGUAGCGAUGGCCGCCCGGCAGCUCACCCAACGGCACCACACGAAAUGACUCAUAGCCGAUCCGAUAGCUCCCACUGCCGAUUUGCUGCAGCGCCAGGCUGGGUGUGUUGUGUGUGAGCUGCUGGCUGAACGUCUUGUAGAUGGCCAUGGCCAAGGGCAGCUGGUGGAAGGCCGUUGCUGUGGGCAGUGCGUCAGCCGACAGCCGGAGGAGCCGCGUUGCAUUGGGCGUCAGCCGAUAGAUGAAGGCCAUCCGAAGGAACCGCCCCAUCGCCCGCCACUCCUCGCCACUGCCCCGCUCCAGCACAUAGACCACCUUCAAGCCGGCCUCCACAUCACCGCCAAUGUCGAAGGCCAACACGUCCGCCAGCCCCAGACGAAUGAUGUGCUCAUCCACGCGGCGCCUGACCUCACAGAGCAUCGUGUCGACAUCAUCGGGAUGGCUGUUGCUGAUGUGUGAGCGGAGAGCGGCGCGUCUGUUGGGGUCAGGUGACAUGGCCACUGCAGCCGCCUUGCUGAUGGCGAUGCUGCGCAGGGGCGGGACUGCCGGCGGGGCGGUGUGGCGAGUGGCAUGGGGAGGGGGAGGCUGGGCAGAGGACGCCAUCAGUCAGUCAACCCACCUGAAUCAAGGACACACACAAAGUGGCAAUCAGUGCUGCCGAGAUGAGUGUGCUCACCUUAGAACACUUGGCUAUGAAGGAAUCUCUGUCAGCAGCCCACCGCCAUAUGUGAUGGAUGCGCUGGUGACUCUGCAGGCACACACACAGCAGCAUUAUCCAUCAGUGUCAGUCAAUGCGACAGCGAAGGAAUCGGACGAGCCACUGACCGUCAGCAAUGGCUCCAGCGGCCCAAACUUUGAGGAGCAAUCGAGUGGCUAGGCGGCCGUCGUUAGCGAGCCAACGAGGCACUGUGAGAGAUCUGCAGGCACACAAAACACCAAGCAGCAGUCGACUGAAGCAUUUCAACGCUUCAUCUGCCUCUUUCGCCGCCACCUUACCCUCUCUGAGCG